CGACAAAAUAUGAAGAAGCUCGCAUCUGUAUCCAUCAACACGAUCCGAUUAUGGCAGCAUCGGAUGUUUCGGUGGAUGGAGGCAUACAGGUCAGGUCUUACCACCCGAGAUGCUCAGUUGCGGGUCAAACAAUUCAGUUCUGCACGCUAUAAAUCACACAGACGAGUUCCCGAAACCGUAGCGAGAGUCUUUGAUCAUGUAUAG
Molecule: messenger RNA, 204 nt
Organism: Suillus bovinus
Lineage: Eukaryota; Fungi; Basidiomycota; Agaricomycetes; Boletales; Suillaceae
Exons: 1
Source: RefSeq, a predicted model, not a curated record